Molecule: messenger RNA, 3851 nt
Organism: Misgurnus anguillicaudatus (oriental weatherfish)
Lineage: Eukaryota; Metazoa; Chordata; Actinopteri; Cypriniformes; Cobitidae
Source: RefSeq, a predicted model, not a curated record
UCAUUCAUUCAGUCUAUAAAGCGUUUCAUCCAGGAGCUCGUCUUGAGAGUGACUCUGUGAAUGGACUGAAGCGAUGACUCUGUUUGUUUAUGGGAUCUUGUGUUUGACGUCUCUCGCAGCCGUUUUGUCUAGUUUGCAUCCUGAAUGUGAAUAUAUUUUCCAGUUGGCCAGAGAUGAAGUGCGAUGUCUUGGCGAGAUCAGAAAAGUUGGAAACCUCAGCAGCUCAGGUUGUCUACCUGUAUGGGAUUCUGUGUUGUGUUGGCCCAGAGCUGCAGUAGGUGACACAAUCUACCUGCCCUGUCCACCCGUUUUCUCUUUAUUCAAGAACAACACGGGUAUAGUGGGUCGUAACUGCAGUGCUGGAGGUUGGUCACAGCCUUUCCCUCCAUAUCAUGAAGCCUGUAGUGUUGAAGAUGAAAUCACUGAGGAUUCAUACUUUGCUACAGUAAAACUGAUCUACACCAUUGGUUACGGAGCAUCACUCCUCUCUCUCUCGGUUGCCGUGGUAAUCCUGUUGCUCUUCAGAAGACUACACUGUGCUCGAAACUACAUCCACAUGCAGCUCUUCUUGACCUUCAUCCUUAAAUCUGUGGCUGUAUUUAUAAAAGAUGCUACACUGUUUGCCAGUGAUGACACAGACCACUGCACGCUGUCUACGGCAGCUUGUAAAGCAUCUGUGGUGUUUUGUCAUUAUUGUGUAAUGUGUAAUUUCUUCUGGUUGCUGGUUGAAGCAGUGUAUCUCAACUCUCUUCUGGUCUCCAACUUCCCGCGCAUGCGGCGAUGCCUCUUGAGUUUUGCUCUGCUGGGUUGGGGUGUACCAUUAGUCUGCAUCAUCCUUUGGAUUAUCUCCAGACUGUUUUUUGAGGACACAGAGUGCUGGGACAUCAAUGAAGAUUCUCCUUUUUGGUGGAUCAUCAAGGGUCCGAUUGUCGUAUCCAUAGGGGUGAACUUUCUUCUUUUUAUGAACAUUAUCAGGAUUUUGGUCCAGAAGCUAAACCCUCGUCUGAUCCAGUUCAAUAACUCUGCUCAGUACAGGCGACUGACCAAGUCCACCCUUUUGCUCAUCCCUCUCUUCGGCACUCAUUACAUAGUGUUCAGUUUUCUCCCAGACUACUUCAACGUGAGCUUGCGGCUUUGCGUCGAGCUCUGUCUGGGCUCCUUUCAGGGUCUCAUUGUUGCAGUUCUGUACUGUUUUCUCAACCAGGAGGUUCAGAAAGAAAUACGGUUACGAUGGAUUCGUCAUCAAGAGGAGAGUUACGCUGUCGUACCUGUUGGUGCCAAAGGAAGUCAGAUGGACACUCCAUUUUAAAGUCAUAUGGUUUGAGACCACUGAUGCCAAAAUACAAUACAGUACAUAGGCGUACAUAAGGUGGCCCCAAAAGGGAUUUGGACAUUUUUAAGUGCAUAAAUGUGAGUGCAUCAGAUAACAAUGAAGAAAGUGCUAACUAUUUAAUUUAAGUGGUAUUAAAUAUCAACAUGAACAGAAUAGUGUUUGGUCAUUCACUUUACACCUUGUAAUAUAAUGACAUUCAUAGAUUUUUAAGUGCAGCUUAAAUAUUUUUUGCUACAACAUACGUUAUAUUUUUUCACGUGUUUGGAUGUUUCGUUGGAAAUAGUGAUCCCUUUGGGGAACUUUGGGUGGGAUUACUUAAAGUAUGGCCAAAAAGUACACCUUUGCACCUACAGAGUUCAUAUUCCUAAAUGCUACAUAUUAAAGGUACAGUGUGUAAUUUUUAGAAGGAUUUCUUGACAUAAAUGCAAAAUAUUAUACAAAACUAUAUGAUCAGGUGUGUAUAAAAACCUUUCAUAAUGCACCGUUAUGUUUGUAUUACCUUAGAAUGAGAUGUUUUUAUCUACAUACGCCGAGGGUCCCCUUACAUGAAAGUCGCCAUUUUGUGCCGCCAUGUUUCUACAGAAGCGACAAACUUUUUCUGGUGGCGGCUAAUGUAGCUCUUCUAUGCGUUUCAAAAGCGAAGGGGGAGCAGUGACUGAGCCGUUGGUUGCAAUGCGCAACCUCACCACUAGAUGCCGCAAAAAUGUACACACUGCACCUUUAAGACCUUUUUACAGGGUAUUGCCCCAGUGACACUUAGGAGCAUUUUGACCAUCUUUUCUGACAGUGUAUUUACUACAGAUGCCUUUCAAAUCUAUAUAAUUAAUAUUCUUAUUACUUUAAUUAUGUUCAUUAUUUUGGAGAAACGGUAAUGGAGCUAUGUUAUAUUGUGAAGGAGAGCAGGUUUGAUGUUUGUAUUUACAGCAUUUUGUAUGUACAGUAUUUACAAGAUUUAUUCAUUUAUACACAUGCUUGCUAUCUCUAGCAGUGUUGAUUUCACAAAUCACUCAGUAUUACAAAAUGUCUUAAACUGUGAUAUUUACUUAUUAACUCCACAUACAAAUUCUAAUAGACCCCUCACAUCACAAGCUAUUCCCACUGCGCAUGUCGGGGUCAGAAAAGUCAUUACAGCAGAUUGAGUUGCGUAUUAUUUGGUAUCAUCAAAAAUGCCUACUUACGUCGUGGGCUGUGAAAAUCGCACCAGGUCUUCCGUUAAGUUUUCGCGAUUCAUGCAGAAUCUCAAAAAAAAAAAAAACAACAACAUCUGCGUCUGCAAGCAAUUAACGUGCAGACUGAGACAAUGCAAAUAUCAAAGAGGCUUGUGUUUGUAGUGCUCACUUCAUUUGAGGUAAGUCAUCGUUUUUGAGCCCUGUUAGAUUAAAUUAUAAAGCCUAAAUGGUAUUAACAGUUCGACCCCGUGCUGCGCGCGCACCCGAUAGUCAUUCAAUGUUUACAAACCUUGAAGGGGUCUAUAUCAUCAAGAUUGAAGAUGUUUUUGUUUGGUUUCAUCAUGUCAGUAGUACUGCAUUACAGAAGUAUUGAGAUUUUUCUUAGUAGUUUAAAUCUUAUACCAAGUUUGAAUCUCAUCCCAUCAUUACAACUUAACUGUACAGUCAAGCCAUCAUAAUGUCUGUUCUGCUCGGUUAUCCUACUUAUUGAUUUUAGUGUUGUUUAAACCUGCCAAAAUGUAUCAACAGUAUUUGAUUUGUAUUUGAGUUACUUCAAGCCAAGAGACCAAAGAUUCGUGUUUGUGUUAAUUUGGAGGCCCCUACUCUCAUCUCCUUUAAUGUGCAUUAUUGUUUCUUGUAAUCAGCUCAAGAAAUCAUUGUAAAAUCUUAUUUAAUAUAUUGUAUUAUAAAAUAUAUUACAUAUUGUUUGUCAACAGUGAAUUCAUCAUUUUGUUUAUUUGUUUGAUUGUGUAAUUUUGAUUGCAAAAUGUUUGAGUGCCUUUAAGUCUCUUUUUUAGAUCAAUAGAUUUAAUUAUAACAUAAAUAGAGACCCAAUUUUGUGUUUUUUUUUUUGUGUGUGUUAUGGCAUGCCACUUUCCUUUAAUUGUGCGCUUUAAAGGCAAAGUGCAUCUGCCUUGAGUCUAUGCCAUAACUGAUGUGCAUAUGUUUGUGUACUGCAUGUCAAUUCAUUUAAACAGGUAUGUAACUAAACAAGCUCUUACUAUGUGUAUGCUUACCUGCUAUUGAGCUCAAUUGUUUUGCUUUGAUGUCUGACAUUUACGCACUUUCUAAUAAAAUACCUUAUCAAACAUAAUGGUGUCUUUCAGAAAUCUGGAAUAAAUUACAGUUUUCUCUAUCAGUAAUGUAAUGUAGGUCUGACCUCUAGUGGUAAACACUUUAUACUACUAUUAUACUACUAUUAAACUUCGAUAACCAUUUUCAAAGCCAGGCUAAAAACACACCUAUUUAAAGUGGCCUUUACUGUGUCUUAACUGUCCUGUCCCGUUUGUCUGUAGUAUAUUGUUUUUUCUUGAUUUUGUCUUAAAUUUCUGAGUGCUACUUUUAAUUAU